This is a messenger RNA of Fraxinus pennsylvanica, 993 nucleotides long. The record is from the annotation of a GenBank genome assembly. NCBI's taxonomy places the organism in Eukaryota, Viridiplantae, Streptophyta, Magnoliopsida, Lamiales, Oleaceae.
AUGGUGACUCAGGCAAUGGGAUCUCAGGGUGGUGGUGGUAACCGAACCCAAAUCCAAACUCAAGAGCCGAAAUCGAAUUCAUUGGCCAGCCAGGGAUCGUUGUAUAGCCUCACUCUUGAUGAGGUACAAAAUCAAUUGGGGGAUUUAGGAAAACCAUUGAGUAGCAUGAACCUUGAUGAGCUUCUUAAGACUGUGUGGAGUGCUGAAGCUAAUAAUCAAGCAGUGGAGGGCACUGAUUAUGGGCCCAACGUGCAGCAGCCUGGUCAGCGGAUGUCGUCCUCACUGAAUCCACAGUCGAGCCCCACGCUGUUGAGGGAUCUGAGCAAGAAGACUGUUGAUGAGUUGUGGCAGGAUAUUCAACAAGGACAGAAGAAGAAUAGCCUUGACAGGAAAGCUACUCUUGGGGAGAUAACAUUGGAGGAUUUCUUGGUUAAGGCAGGAAUUGUAGCUGAGUCGUCUCCUGGGAAGAAAAGUUUGGGCUCAGCGGUUGGGCCUGUUGAUCCAAUGGCAUUGCCACAGCAAGUUCAGUGGACACAUUAUCAGUUCCCUUCGAAUAGUCCACGGCAGCAACAGCAACAUAACAUGCUGCCUGUAUUUAUCCCAGGCCACUCACUUCAACAGCCUAUUCCUAUCGGUGGAAACUCGAUGGCGGAUGCAGCUUAUCCCGAGACCCAAAUAACCAUGUCUCCAUCCACUUUGAUGGGAACUUUAUCAGACACACAGACCCCUGGAAGAAAGAGGGUUGCUCCUGAUGGUAUGGUUGAAAAAAGUGUCGAAAGGAGGCAAAAGAGAAUGAUCAAGAACAGGGAGUCGGCAGCAAGGUCUCGAGCAAGGAAGCAGGCUUACACCCAUGAGCUGGAGAACAAGGUUUCACGUCUGGAAGAGGAGAAUGAACGGCUUCGGAGACAAAAGGAACUGGAGAAAGUGUUACCUAGUAUACCGCCACCGGAACCCAAGUAUCACCUGCGCAGAACGCACUCGGGCCCUCUCUAG